UUUACGAUAUCAUCCAUGCAAAUCACGCAUGAUUAAAAAUAGUCCACAAAUGGAGAGAGAAUGUUGUUUAUAUGCCCGUUGAAGAAAGUUCAUUCCUAACUCUAGCCACUUCUUCUCUUUUUGCUACAAGGAGAAACUCUUCUUAAAAACAAGUAACAAGUCUUCAUUUUCCAAUACUAUUUUCUAAGCAAAAGCAAAAGCAGGCACUGUUCAAAAUCAUCUUGAACAUCCUUCUAAUGAUUUUCAAUAUUUUGUGAAGGGCCACAAUUAGUUUUUUUUUUUGAUGGAAGGAGGAAGCAGUAGUACAGAAGAAUCAAAAUUGAGCCCCAAAAACCAAAUUGAAUUCGGAGAAGAGGAAGAGGGGGAGGACGAUCUCGAGACCGAAGAAAAAAGCAAAGCUCAAGGUACAACAAGAACCAGCUCUAGUAACAGCACUGUGGAAGAGAACGGAAAAAAGACCAAUUCAGGAAGUGUACGGCAGUAUGUACGUUCCAAAACUCCGAGGCUACGGUGGACGCCUGAGCUCCAUCUUCGCUUUGCUCAUGCUGUUGAAAGAUUAGGAGGCCAAGAUAGAGCUACACCAAAAUUGGUUCUUCAAUUAAUGAACAUUAAAGGCCUCAGCAUAGCGCAUGUCAAGAGCCAUCUUCAGAUGUACAGAAGCAAGAAAACUGAUGACCCCAGUCAAACAGUUUCUACGGACGGAAGAACCUUACUUGAGAACGGAGAUCAUCAUAUUUUCAAUCUCACCCAACUUCCUAGGCUACAAGGGUAUAACCAAACUUCUAGUUCAAGCUUAAGGUAUGAGAAUGCUUUAUGGAGUCGUCAACCUAAUUCUAUGUACAAUUCUUAUAACGUGAAUAUUGGAGGUGGCUCCCGUACAAGUACAAGACAUGGGUUUGCAAGCCACAUCAAUGGAUUCUCAUCAGAUGGACAAUUAUUUCCAUGGAAUAAACCCAUUGAUACUGAGAAAAACCAAAACCGGCCUCAAUUCCUUCAAAAUCAAAGAUUUUGGCCGACUCAAAUUGGAAUAAGCUCCGCAAAACAGAAUCUCCUAAUGACAUUACAAUUCAAUAGAAAUACAGUUGAGACAGCCACACAAUUCAACAGGAGAGAGCAAGAAAUGAUGACACAAGUGCGGGCUAAUAUAUCUCUUUCUUCUUCAAGGGGAAAAGGAUGGACGAGUGAGGAGGUUGCAGGAACAAUAACAAGCACAUCCAAUAAAAGAAAGAUUCACGAUUCAGAAAUCAACCUUGAUUUGAACCUUUCACUGAAAGCAACAAGAGAGGAUCAUGAUGAUCAUUUGAAAAGAUUAAAAGCUGAACAAGUUGGGGAUCUUCUUUCUCUUUCUUUGUACUCAUCAAGUACCAAUGAUCAGGAAAAUAAUGGAAAGAAGGCAAAUACCCUAGAUCUGACUCUUUGAAUGGAGACAAUAUUCAUUAUUCUGAGUGAGAUUUUGAGGUACUUGUUUGAUUAAAUAGUAGUAGCAUCCUAUGCAGCAGAUUUUUGUCCUAUGUAUAUGCUAGAGCUACCACUGUGCAAAAGGUUUGUUGUUCCCAAUAUGUAUGAAUAUAUCAUUGGGGAAACCUAGGCAAUGAUAUAUUAGUUUUAUUUUCUGAAUUUUUACUCUACAACAUUGUUGGGUAAUGGGAAUAAACGAAAAAUAAAUUAAAUCCACCUAAUUUUCUU
Messenger RNA from Capsicum annuum, 1686 nucleotides. Its product is annotated as putative two-component response regulator ARR13. Bases 284 to 1420 code for a protein of 378 amino acids. NCBI's taxonomy places the organism in Eukaryota, Viridiplantae, Streptophyta, Magnoliopsida, Solanales, Solanaceae. The transcript is spliced from 5 exons. Gene Ontology annotation, molecular function: DNA-binding transcription factor activity; DNA binding. The record is from RefSeq and is a predicted model, not a curated record.